AUGGGGAAAAACAUCCUUUGGUACACACCAGUAGGACUUCGUUCCGAUUCAGAAAGCAUCUACGGGAGCCAACACGUGAAGACAUUUAUUUUGCACUCGCGGUCCAAUUUCAUAAAUACCUCUUACCAUCAGGACAAGAUGGCUCACGGUUUCCACUUCCAGGUGGGACUUGGUUUUGAACAAGACAAUGUCGCCACUCGCGUAAAAUACAAAAUUGAACGUGCUGGAGAUAAGAGAGAUGUAGUUUCGGAAGACCUCGUUAGCAGUUUAAAACCGAAUGUCCCAAAUCAACCCGCAUGCGACCACGAGGCAGAGUUGGUUAAUACGCAAUGA
Rodentolepis nana is the source of this 333-nucleotide messenger RNA. The record is from the annotation of a GenBank genome assembly. Lineage: Eukaryota; Metazoa; Platyhelminthes; Cestoda; Cyclophyllidea; Hymenolepididae.